This is a messenger RNA of Cucurbita moschata (crookneck pumpkin), 1051 nucleotides long. RefSeq names its product calmodulin-like protein 7. Bases 145 to 813 code for a protein of 222 amino acids. The transcript has a single exon. NCBI's taxonomy places the organism in Eukaryota, Viridiplantae, Streptophyta, Magnoliopsida, Cucurbitales, Cucurbitaceae. The record is from RefSeq and is a predicted model, not a curated record. Gene Ontology annotation, molecular function: calcium ion binding.
CCCACCACGCGGUUUGUGGGAUCCAAAAAGCAGAUUUGGCGUUUCAAAACCGCGUUUCUUUCAAUUCCUUUCCCCCUUUUCAUCGUUCUUUAAAACCCUUCUCUUCAAAUCCCUCCUUCUCUGCACCUUCCUCCUCCUUCAACAAUGGAAUCCGUGAUGAACCUUCUGUUCUUGGCGGUUUUGUUCGUUGCUGGGUUUGUCAAUUUCCUCAUGUAUUUCCCCACCAAGAGAUUCACCGCUUGGUUCCAAUCUAUAAAACCCUCUCCCCAAUCUGUCCAUUUCAAACCCACCGCCGUUCCUCCGCUGUCUCCGGCGCCGGAGAAGAAGAAAUCAGAGAUGAAGAAGGUGUUUGGGACAUUUGACAAGAACAAAGAUGGGUUCAUAACGAAGAAGGAGCUGAUGGAAUCGCUGAAGAACAUGAGUAUGAUGAUUACAGAGAGGGAAGCAGAGGAAAUGGUGAAAGGGGUGGACGAAAAUGGAGAUGGGUUGAUUGAUUUUGAAGAGUUUUGUGUUUUGGGGGAGAAAUUGGUGAUGGGUUUUGAAGAAAAACAGAGGAGGGUUGAAGAUGAAGAUGAAGAUGAAGAUGAAGAUGAACUGAGAGAGGCUUUUGGAGUGUUUGAUAAGGACAAAGAUGGAGUGAUAUCAGUGGAGGAAUUGGGCUUGGUGCUGUCUUGUUUGGGGAUGAAUGAAGGGAAGAAACUUGAGAAUUGUAAGGAAAUGAUCAAGAAAGUGGACUUGGAUGGGGAUGGAAUGGUGAAUUUUGAUGAGUUUAAGAGGAUGAUGAGAAGUGGAACAACUCUGGUUUUCAAUUGAUUUAUAGAGUUCUUACUAUUUCUACACUAAAUUUGUUCAUAUGCUUUGCUUUUUCAUUUCAAAUUCUCUUAGAGCAACACAUUUUCUACUGAUUUCUUCUGUAAAUUUGUGCCCCUCCCUCUCUCUGAUAUGAAGUGUAUGGUAGGAUUCAAGUAUAUAUAUGAUAUUGUCGACUUUGGACAUAACCCGUUUGUGUUCGUGCCCAUGAUUCCUAUAGAGUGAAAGAGCUGUUCGGUGA